AUGACCACCAACCUCGAUGUGAUAAAUUCGGUGCCACGUGUGGCAACGCUCAUUUACCAGACUCACCAGCUAUGGCAAGAAUUUCGAGGCGUCCCGGAUGGGAUUUCAGGGCUUGUAGAGCACCUGAAAGCCCUUGAACCAAUCUUUGCAGAGAUUGAGGACCACUUCAGUCAGGACGAUGCCUCUGCAUCGUUCAAAAACUGCCUUGACUUGUCAAAGAACGCACGCGAUUCAUUGGGCACAUUGGUGGCUGACAUGCGAACACAAUUACAAGCAAAGAGGAGCAUAAAGCGCAAGUACGCUACUGUUAAGGUUAUGCUCAAUAAAGCUGUGUUGGAGAGGCUUGAACAGACCUUGUCUCGGUGCAUGAAUUUUUUGCAGUUGGCAAUACAGGCGUACCAGAUGGCAAUGCUUCGGAAACUAAGCUCUCAAGCUCCCGCAGCACGGAUCCAGCCACAACGUCAUGCGGAUGUUGAAUCUUUUCCACCUCUCACACAAUCACCACCAAAGAAUCAACAACCGCCAAAGAAAAUGCCUCAAACGCGAUCCGAAUUAAUUGAAUUCAUCCCAGCAAUUGCAAAUGCGGUAAAGAGAUCAGAAGAUACACAGUCAUUCCAUUUUACUCUGUCACAAUAUGUGCGAUUUGCCUUGACUUACUCAAAAACUACUGGUGCUUGGCAAGCAGAGGUAAAAGUACCAGAUUGGCUGUCAAGAUCAGUAUAUGAAUUCAUGUCUGCGCCGGCUAUUGCGGGCUGGACGUAUAGUUAUCGUGUAUACAAUGUAAUACCCGAUGACUCGGAAAUCAUUAUGAAAAUCCAUGACGGAGACGUGGUUGGCGUCCGACAGAUGUUUACUAGUAGGAAGGCAUCUCCGUUCGAUAAAAUCCGGGGAAAAGAAUCGCUCUUAUCCUACGCAACAUCAAAACGCCAGUAUGAGAUAUGUCAGCUAUUGCUAAAAAUGGGCCUUCAACCAUUGCUAGAUAGCGGAGGUGGCUAUAACACACCUAUUGGAUUCAUAGCAGGCGAUAUAGUAAGCAUGACUGUCGGAAAGAUGACUUGGCCUGCCAGCAAAGAUCCAAAAAGGAUAGCGAACCUAUUUGCAUCAUAUCUUCAAGAGCCUGACUCCUUGCCCGCUUAUCGACUCUUGGACUUCAUACAGGAUUUCGCGUCCGAUGACAUGAUGCUCUCUAAUUUUCGAAAUCUAUUCAUGCCCAACUACUAUUUGCGUUGGCUAGGAGAUCGGCUUGAAGCUGUACGACUGGGAGCGUUCAAUGUAUUGAACGUGGAAACCUUUGUUGGCCUUUUUUCGAAAGAUGGAACGAUUUCAAAAGACGACGUAAGCCAAUCGAGUGGUGAGAAACUCUCUCUCGUGCAUUCAGCAGCUGUGGCAUUUGGCUGCCGAUAUCCUGAGAAGCUGGUCACUUAUCAAAAAGUAUUCCCCUGGCUACAUGCAUACACCGAAUGUUGGGAUGACGCUGUGAUCAAAAUAGCCUCGGUAGCUACUCUUGAAGAUCUCACGAGCAUAGAGACCGUCGUUCCAUGGGAUAAGUAUGAAGUUACCGCAUGGGAAGGAACUCCUCUGAUGUCACUCAUUGGAGGAGCAUUAUGCUAUCUCUGUCCGAAAAUAAGCUAUAAUCAUUGGGAUAGGCUAUUUCACGGCUGCCUUCUCAAAUGGCUUACAUUACUCCAAUCAGCUGGAGUCGACUUACUCGAAUAUGGGCGGCGAGAAGUAUCGAUUCUGCGUCACCCCGAAAAGAAUAUCAAGGGCGCCUUCGACGCUGAUGCAAUUGAAGCUUCAAGGGGAAUUGUGCGACACGCUAUGACGGCGGGCACCCCAAGACCAAAGCUGCACCAUAUGGGCUACAGAAGGCGAGGCCACAAAAAGUUUAAUCUCAAGGGACAAUACACCGUUGUUGACAGAUCAGGCGAGCCGUAUUGGAUACCUUUUCGUAUAAUAGAUCUUGAGGUGGGCCCAAAUCCAAGCGACUGGAGAUUGAAAUGGGCUCCGGAAUUUGAGUAUACGGCAUCUCAAUUUUGGAGGCUUAUAGAACACCAAGAGACAACUAUGCCUGGGGCUUGGGUGGAUUGAUGAGCGCUGGGAGCCUUAUCAGCGAGGAGUACAGCGUAAUGCAAUUACACGUUUGCUCUUUGUCAAGAUAUGAGACGAAACAGCAAGCAAAUGCAGAUUUCACAGUUUCAC
This is a messenger RNA of Trichoderma atroviride IMI 206040, 2199 nucleotides long. The record is from RefSeq and is a predicted model, not a curated record. NCBI's taxonomy places the organism in Eukaryota, Fungi, Ascomycota, Sordariomycetes, Hypocreales, Hypocreaceae.